GUUAAUUGGUUUCUGCAGCCCGGUAAUUAUCAGAGCACGGUGAAUCGGGUUGAUGAUGCGUACCAGGCCUGCAAUGACAUCAUCGCCUGCUUCCAGGACCGGGCUAAGAUCGAGCGACAGUACGCCCAGCAACUGACUGAGUGGACUGCCAAGUGGAGACCUCUAGUGGACGCAAGUCCUCUCUAUGGUUCUCUGUUGAAAGCUUGGCAGUGCUUCCUCUGCUCUGCUGACCGGCUCUCUCUCCUCCACUCCUCGAUUUGCCGCUCCCUGGUUUCCGAGGACGGGGAUCGGGUGCGCUCGUGGCAGAAGGAGAUGUUUCACCGGAAGAUUUUUGGCGGGUUUCGCGAGUCACAUGACCUGAGCUCUGGCUUUGCACGCGCUCAGAAGCCCUGGGCGAAGAAACUGAAGAAGUUGGAGAAGGCGCGCGUCGCGUUCCACAAAGCGAGCCGGAAGGAGCACCAGGCUCGGGGCAGGGAGAGUGGGGCGCGGGGGAACCCUGACAUCGCCAUCGAAAAACAGAAGAGAAUCCAGGAAGACAGAGAGAAGUGCACUCAGCAUACUGUGAAGGUUCUGGAGGAUGCAAGCCGCUACGCUCCUCGCUACAUGGAGGAGAUGGAGUCUGUGUUCGAGCAGAGCCAACAACUGGAGCAGAAGAGAAUCAGCUUCCUGAAGCAAGCCUUCCUGUCCAUCCACAGACACCUCGAUAUCACAAACAACGAAAGUAUCAGGACCGUUUACAAUGAGCUGCACCAGACCAUAAUGAGCAUCAGUGACCAUGAUGACCUGCGCUGGUGGAAGAACAGGGGCCCCUCCCGGCCACCCCUGGGCUGGGUCUCUUUUCCCGCCCCUUUCUUCACCUUUGUCCUCACACCCCCCCCCCCCCCCGAACAGGAGUGGAGCCCCGAAAAAGAGAAACAGAAGAAAAGGAGAGAGAAAAUCAAACAGACAAGAGCAGCGACUAAUGAGAGAGGGUGCAGCGGGACUGGGGUUCGAGUCAGAGCCCUGUAUGAUUAUAAUGGGCAGGAGCCUGACGAACUGACUCUGAAAGCAGGGCAGGAGUUCUUGAAGGUUGAAGAGGAGGAUGACCAGGGCUGGUGUCGAGGGAUCACAGAGACGGGGCUGCAGGGGCUGUACCCCGCAAACUACGCUGAGAUCACCUGAACUCCAAAACUGUGUGUGUGUGUGUGUGUGUGUGUGUGUGUGUGUGUGU
Molecule: messenger RNA, 1210 nt
Organism: Polyodon spathula (Mississippi paddlefish)
Lineage: Eukaryota; Metazoa; Chordata; Actinopteri; Acipenseriformes; Polyodontidae
Product: protein kinase C and casein kinase substrate in neurons protein 2
Exons: 8
Biological process (GO): regulation of endocytosis; cytoskeleton organization; plasma membrane tubulation
Cellular component (GO): plasma membrane; cytoplasm; endosome
Molecular function (GO): protein binding; phospholipid binding
Source: RefSeq, a predicted model, not a curated record